This is a messenger RNA of Ramularia collo-cygni, 1353 nucleotides long. Its product is annotated as probable mannose-6-phosphate isomerase. Gene Ontology annotation, cellular component: cytosol. NCBI's taxonomy places the organism in Eukaryota, Fungi, Ascomycota, Dothideomycetes, Mycosphaerellales, Mycosphaerellaceae. The transcript is spliced from 5 exons. The record is from RefSeq and is a predicted model, not a curated record. Gene Ontology annotation, molecular function: mannose-6-phosphate isomerase activity; zinc ion binding. Bases 1 to 1353 code for a protein of 450 amino acids. Gene Ontology annotation, biological process: carbohydrate metabolic process; GDP-mannose biosynthetic process.
AUGCAGGUUCCACUUGUGCGAUUGCAGUGCGGUUGCAACAGUUACGAAUGGGGCAAGGUUGGCAACGACUCAGCCGCCGCCCGUUUUGCGUCCGCAACACCUUCUAGCGACUUUUCGAUUCAGCAGGACAAGCCAUAUGCUGAACUAUGGAUGGGAACACACCCGUCAAACCCCUCGAAGGAUGUGACUACCGGCCGCACGCUUCUAGAUCUCGUACAGGACAAUCAAGCAUUGAUGUCUCCCGCCAUUUACAAGCGAUAUGAAAAGAAACUGCCAUUUCUGUUCAAGGUUCUCAGCAUCAACAAGGCUCUCUCAAUCCAGGCACAUCCGAAUAAGAAACUCGCAGAACAACUCCACUCCAAGGACCCAGAGCACUAUCCAGAUGACAACCACAAGCCCGAGAUGACCAUUGCCGUCACGGACUUUGAUGGACUCUGCGGAUUCAGACCGUUGAAUGAGAUUGCCCAUUUCUUCAGCACAGUUCCUAGUCUGAGAAAACUCGUCGGCGACGACGCUGCCAGUAACUUUGAGAAAGUAAUCUCUGGCCAGGAGACAACAGAAGAUAGCGACAAGACUCAGGAGAACAAGAAAGCGCUCCAAGCUGCAUUUGCAUCUCUCAUGCAGUCAAAGCCAGAAGAUAUUGAGAAGGCAGCCCCGGAGCUCAUCAAGCAAGCCAAAGAGGAAGGGUCUCAAUUUGCAGGAGAAGGUGGACCGUCAAACGAUGGGCAAGAACUGGCUGAUCUCAUGGUACGACUGAAUGAUCAAUUCCCCAACGACAUUGGCCUGUUCGUCACUUUCUUCCUCAACUACGUCAAGCUUGAGGUCGGCGAGGCCAUGUUCUUGAAAGCAGAUGACAUUCACGCCUACCUUUCCGGCGACAUCAUCGAAUGCAUGGCAUCGAGCGACAACGUGAUCCGUGCAGGAUUCACCCCCAAGUUCAAAGACGUAGAUACCCUCACGUCAACACUAACAUAUUCCUACGCACCAAUCAGCGAGCAGAAGAUGGCGCCAGUCGACUAUGCGUACGUCAAACUCAACACAACGGCAUACAGCUCCAACUCAUCAGUGAUUCUCUACGACCCUCCAAUCGAGGAGUUCAGCGUCGUCAAGACGGAUAUCAAUGCUGCAGGAGGUAAGGCCAGCUUCGAAGCCAUCGAGGGACCUUCAAUCAUCAUUUGCACCAAGGGUGAAGGCAAGAUCAGCGUCGGACCAAAGACUGAGGAGAUCAAGGAGGGGUAUGUCUAUUUUGUGGGCGCUACGGCGGCGUUGGUGCUAGAGAGCACGGGUGGAGAACCUCUGGUGACAUUCAGGGCGUUCUGCGAGCUGAGCGAGGAGGCCGCUAGCAAGAUGUGA